This is a messenger RNA of Aspergillus welwitschiae, 162 nucleotides long. RefSeq lists its product as uncharacterized. The coding region runs from base 1 to 162 and encodes 53 amino acids. The record is from RefSeq and is a predicted model, not a curated record. The transcript has a single exon. Lineage: Eukaryota; Fungi; Ascomycota; Eurotiomycetes; Eurotiales; Aspergillaceae.
AUGGCUACAGGUGCCGGACAGGACAGGUGGAGCUCCGAGAUCCAAAGUUCCCUUGAAGACCUGACCGUCAAAUCUCUGGACGAGUUAAUGAAGCUAAUGUCGUGGCAAAAAGACGGGACAGCUAUUGAUAGCAGUUUCAGGGUUCAUUCCCCGAGACUGUGA